Oppia nitens is the source of this 722-nucleotide messenger RNA. RefSeq lists its product as uncharacterized. The transcript has a single exon. Lineage: Eukaryota; Metazoa; Arthropoda; Arachnida; Sarcoptiformes; Oppiidae. The record is from RefSeq and is a predicted model, not a curated record. The coding region runs from base 125 to 691 and encodes 188 amino acids.
GUGUCACGUGAUUUGUGUUGUUUUGUAAUCAAUUGAUUGAUUGAACGACACUUUGAUUACAAUAUUGUUUUGUUUAUUAAAAUUUUAUUUCUUAAGAGUUGUCAUCAAUUAAUUGUGUGACCAAAUGGUCGACAAUCUGGAGACGAAAUUACGUGAGUUUCGGUCAAACAAAUUGAAAUCCACUUCAAGACAACAACAAUCAUCACUGAAUGUCUCCAAUAUUUUUCGGUCACUUCGGCGACGAUUCAUAAGUUCAUCGCAAGUCGAGGACUCGUCGGAUAAAAUGUCCGAAAGAGUGGAACUAUUGGCCAACGAGUGGACGACGACCAGUGAUUCAGAAGAGCUGUUAGCAGCUGAUAGUGAUAUUGUUAUCGAUGAUGAAGAAGUUGCCGACGAAGAUAUUGAUUCAAAAAGUCUUUUUGGUUGCAAUAAAUACGAUUGGAUUGUCUUAUCAGUAAAAGUCUUGAUUUAUCUUCUGUUGCAAAUCAUUGCAUUUCUUCUGCAAUUCGGUGCCGUCUUCUUCUCCAUCGCACUGUUGGUCUUCAUCUGUACUAAUCUAAGCAAUAGAUCCAAACAAAAGGGUGAACUCAGUGCUUAUUCGGUGUUUAAUCCCAAUUGUCAGCCAAUUCACGGAACAGUUUCGGCCAAAGAUCUUCAAAAUCAGAUGACUUUGGGUGCAUUGCACUUGUGAUGUAAAUGCGAAAUAUAAAUAAGUUGUGAUG